Salarias fasciatus (jewelled blenny) is the source of this 5172-nucleotide messenger RNA. RefSeq names its product matrin 3-like 1.1 (gene matr3l1.1). The transcript has 21 exons. Gene Ontology annotation, biological process: negative regulation of DNA-templated transcription; positive regulation of DNA-templated transcription. Lineage: Eukaryota; Metazoa; Chordata; Actinopteri; Blenniiformes; Blenniidae. Gene Ontology annotation, molecular function: RNA binding; zinc ion binding. Gene Ontology annotation, cellular component: nucleoplasm. The coding region runs from base 1066 to 5007 and encodes 1313 amino acids. The record is from RefSeq and is a predicted model, not a curated record.
UCACAUUUUGGAUCUUCAUCUUAAACGCUGUCCAUCUUAACAAAGGUCGAUCUGAGAGAGAGAGAGCCUUCUGGCUUCUUCCUUGAAUGUUUAUUAGUGGAUGAGUUUCCACCCCACAAAUAUGGCCUGAAGAUAACUCCCAUCCAAUACGGAUAUCCAAUCUUUUCCUUUCCUUGUCCUUUGAGUUCUUCAUAUCCAUUCGCACACAUCCAUCUUCAGUAUUUUUUUAUGAAGAAAUUGUUCUUGGGUCAUGUCCUGUCCUUCACACAGCAAUGAAGACGCCAAUCUUGAAAUACUUCGAUUCUCUAUCAGGUUACUUAUUUUUUGGUAUUUACCUCACUAGUCCCGACAAGUUUCUUCUUCACCUGUUUUGUGUCUCGUCACACAAUUAGUGAUUUGAAAGAUGGGAUCAAAUUCAAAAUAGACUGUUUGUCAAAUAUAUCACAACAUCCCAAAUAUGCAUUCCCUGUAGGAAGUAAUUAUUAAACUGCUAAAAUCACACAAUCUGUAUGAGUGAGAUUACCAAAAAAAUGACUGUCAACUUUAUUUAUAUAGCAGUUUAAAAACGGCUACAGCUGAACCAAAGUUCUGUACAUAAACAACUGACAGUUGACUGGAAAUGCUGAAAGAAAACCUGCAAAUUUGUACUCCAUGAUACUUGAAUACUAAAAAUAAUCACCGUACUGCAACAGAAAGGCUCUUUUGAGAUUAAUUUAUUAUGUUUAAGUUAAAUGUAUUUGUGUUAUUUUAAAGAAAUACUCUGGGAUUGCAGAGAAAUGUUAAUACAACGUUAGAACUGAUCCUACAUGUGAAUAAUGUUCUGGGGGAAGGAGGAUUAUAAAUUACAUGUCUGCUCAUUGAUUGUAAUGUUCCAGAAGUUUUCAUUGCAGCUUCACAGGUCUACAAACACAGAUGUUCCACACAAGCCGUGCUUUGUUCCCAGUUUGUGUUUGGCGUUCAGGAUGACCUGUCCUCAUCUCACACGCCACGUCUCACCUCUGUCUUCUUCCCUGACGCUUCUGUCUGCAGGGAACACAGCUCGCUGUCUCUCCACAGCUCGCCGUCAUGUCUCACAACUACCCGUACAGAUUCCCGCCAUCUCAAACUGACACGAGGCCCCAUCGUGGAACCAGUGACCCCAAAGAUUCCCGCCAACCCUCAGGGAGCGCUUAUAUACCGCUUCAGGACUCGUACUGCCCAUCAUACUCGUCCCCGACAUCCUCUUCCUCGUCCAGGAGCUCGGUCGUGCCGCAGGACAACGUCCUGAACCUCCUGAGCAGCUGCGGCCUGGAGCCUGAGGAUCUGGCUCGACUCGCCGAGCUGCCCGAAGACGCUCUGACUGUCGAGUCGCUCCCACACAUCCUCCAACAGAUGAAGGGGAAGAAAGGGGUGGUCAAACCUUGCCCCUCCCCCUCCGCCGCCGCCUCCUCCUCCUCCACCGCCUCCUUCCAUUCCAGCUCUACCAGCCAGCCGGCUGUAGACUGGGAGCAGCUCCGCAGCCAGCCGGUUCAGUACCCGCUCAUCUCUUCCACCCGCCUCCCAUCUGAGAAGGGCCAGGAGUACUGGGGGCCUCCCAGGACCAGCAGCUCUGUCAGGACAGACCCUCCAUCAUCUUCAUUGUCCUCAUCAGGAUACAUGGUGGACACGGACAUUAGAUCAGGCCCCCCUAACUAUGGUAAGACUGAUCCAGUCCCAUCUUUCAGCGCAGGAGCACAAAGACCCGGUUCGUCUCAUAUCUCUGAUUCCGGACCAGCUGUUCUUCAGGCACCUGCCCAUUAUCCUCCUCAUCUUCUUCCACAACCUAUUAACAAACAUGGCAGGCAUCGCCAGAAUACCGGGGACUCUUCCAGCAGGAUCAGCCAGCCCUCCUUCUCCUCCUCCUCUUCCUCCUCCUCCUCCUCCUCCACCACCACCAUCCCCUCCAUGAAACAAGCUCAGGACUUCCACGGGACGCUCCCAUUGUUAUUCCCGUACGCGUGCUCUCUGUGUGAUAUCACUGUCCUGUCGGAGAAGGUUUGGAUUCAGCACAUCAACAGCACGCAGCAUGCAGACGGACAGCUCAAGCUGCUGCAGGAGUUUCCAAAGUGGGACUGUCGGAUUCCGACGGGCAACAGGGAUGAUGACCAAUCACAGAGCCAGAAGAAGAAAAGAAACCCCGCCCCCGCCGCACACACAGCCAAGCAGAGUCGAGCUGCGGCUCAGUCCAACAACGCUUCCCAGAAGAAGAUGCCUGAUAAAGGGAAGGUGGUGUGUGUGAAGUUUCCUCCUCAGUCUGUGGAUGAGGCGUAUCUGCGGAAACUGAUCGAACCGUUCGGGAAGAUUGUGAAGAUCCUCAUGUUUCCUUCCUUAGCGUUUGUGGAGCUGGGAUCCGACGAUCAGGCCAAAGACCUGGUCAAGUUUCACGUCAACUAUCCCCCAACUGUGAACGGAUCGCAGAUCGAGUUCAGCAUCUCCAGCACGUUCAACUUCCUCCAGAGUGCUCAGGUGGUGAGUUUCACUCCGGUGCCUGCAGGAGCGGACGGACGCUCGGACCUGAUCAGCAUCGUGAAACGCUUCGGCGUGCCGCUCUACACGCUGUUCCUGCCCUCCAAGGCGUUCGUGGAGAUGACGACCCUCAGUGAGGCUCAGAAGCUGGUGGAUUACUAUUCGUCCAACGUGCUGAGGAUCAGCGACGCCUCCAUCAAAGUGUCCUUCUCCGUGGAAUACAGGAGCCUGGCGCGGGUCUCAUCAGCCAAGAAAUACGAAGAACCACCACCGCCCAGACCCACCAAGAGGGCGAGGAGCAGGACCAGAUCCAGGUCCAGAGACAGAAGGACCAGAACACGGUCCAAGUCCAGAGAGAGAAGGACCAGGUCCAGAUCCACAGACAGGUUCAACAGAGAGAAAAGGACCAGAAGCAGGUCCAGGUCCAGAGAGGAACCCCAAAGAUAUAAACAAAACAGAACCCGGUCCAGGUCCAGAGACAGGUUCAACAGAGAGAGAAGGACCAGGUCCAGGUCCAGAGACAGGUUCAACAGAGAGAGAAGGACCAGGUCCAGGACCAGAUCAAGGUCUAAAUCCAGGUCCAAGGAUAAAACCAUCAGCUCAUCCAAGACAGAGACCAAGUCCGGAUCCAAAGCAGCCUCUGUGCAAAGAAAAAAAACUGAUGAACCAGCCCCCGUUGGAGAAUCCAAGCCUGAACCCGCCGACAGCGUGUUGAAGGAAGAGGAGGAGGAGGAGGAGGAGGAUGAUGAAGGGAUGUCUGUUGACGACAGCGACAUCGAGGGCAUGGAGGUGAUCGGGGGGGAGGUGGAGGAUGAAGACGCCGAAGAGGAGGAGGAGGAAGAGGAGGAGGAGAAGGAGGAGGCUGAGGAACCAAAUAGUCCGGCUGAGAAAAGUCAGUCUCCUGAGCACGACGAGACGAAGAAGAAGGAGGGAGAAGAGCCUGACGCUCAGGAGGAAACUGAGGCAGAGGAGGAGAAAGUAGAACCGCAGGAGGCGUCAGAGAGUCAGCUGGAGGAGGAGGAUGAGGAGAAGGAAGAGGAGGAGGCCUUCCCGGUGGAUCUGGAGAACUGCAUCACUCUGGACGAGCUGGGGGAGGACGACUGCGCCGAGUCAGGUGAAGAAGCUCCGGCGGGCCAGGAGUCUCCGCCGGCCUCCAGCAGAGUCGUCUACAUCAGCGACCUGCCGCUGAGGUUCUACUCUGAUGCAGACUUCCUGGGCGUGGUGCGAGGGUUUGGGACGGCGGUGCGUUACCUGCUGAUCCGCAGACGGCGAGAGGGUUUCGUGGAGAUGUCGACUCCUUCAGAGGCCAGUAAAGCUGCCAGAGAGCUCAGCUCCAGACCCACCUUUCUCAACAAGUCCAGACUCAAAGUCCUCGUCUCCCACAAAUAUAAGAGACUGACCAACGGAUGGACUGUGGAACCAGAGGAGAACAGCGAGAGGAGGAGCAGCAGGAGGACGAGGAGGAGGAAGACGUCCAAGACCCCGGACAGGGAGUCCAGGAGGGAACCGGCAGGGAGGAAGAGUCCAGAACAGGAGGCCAGGAACGCUUUGGAGGAAGAACCUGCUUCCAGAGAGAAGACAGACCUCAAAGAAACCCCAGAGGAGACGCAAACCCAGAGUCCUCAAGAGGAGACACAACGAAGACCCGAGAGUCCUCAAGAGGAGACACAUCCGAGAACCGAGAGUCCUCAAGAGGAGACAGAACGAAGAACCGAGAGUCCUCAAGAGGAGACACAUCCGAGAACCAAGAGUCCUCAAGAGGAGACACAACGAAGCACCAAGAGUCCUCAACAGGAGACACAACGAAGAACCGAGAGUCCUCAAGAGACACGAACCGAGAGUCCUCAAGAGGAGACACAACGAAGACCCGAGAGUCCUCAAGAGGAGACACAUCCGAGAACCAAGAGUCCUCAAGAGGAGACACAACGAAGCACCAAGAGUCCUCAACAGGAGACACAACGAAGAACCGAGAGUCCUCAAGAGACACGAACCGAGAGUCCUCAAGAGGAGACACAACAGAGAACCGAGAGUCCUCAAGAGGAGACACGACAACGAACUGAGAUUCUUCAAGAGGAGACAAAGAUUCCUGAAGAGGAGGUGCCACAAAUAAACGGCACUCCUGAAGCAGAGAUGAAAGGAGGAGGAGGUCUGGGGUCCCAGAGCGGGAAAGAGGAGUCUGAGUCUCAAACUGAACUGACAUCAGCAGAAAAUCCUGCUGAAGCUGAAAAGAAAGAUGAUUGUAAAGAAAAUGAAGAAAAAACCUUGGAUCAAGAGCUGCCAGACGGUUUAAAGGACGCAGAAUUAAAGUCGGCUCAAGCAGAAGGUGAAGAGGACUCGAAUGCAGCUCAGAAACCCUCCAAACCCAUUGGUACUGAGUUUGUGCGUCCGGUCGUUGGAUACUUCUGCAACCUCUGCCAGCUGAUCUACGCCGACGAGGACGAGGCCAAACAGGAGCACUGCCGCACGCCGGAGCACUACCGCCGCUACCAGGAGAAGACGGGGAAAGACCCGUGGGCGAGCUGAUCCCAGCUGAAGCCGCAGCGCAGAACGUUUAAGAUGAUCAAUAAAGAUCAGUUUGGAAAACUGACUUGUUAAUAUGAAACUUCAGAAUUCAGUUUGAAUGUCUUUUUUUUUAAAACUGUUAAACACUUUGAUGCUUGAACAGAGAACAAUUAAAAUCAUCUUUAA